This is a messenger RNA of Onychostoma macrolepis, 5474 nucleotides long. It is a transcript of the gene egfra, whose product is annotated as epidermal growth factor receptor a (erythroblastic leukemia viral (v-erb-b) oncogene homolog, avian). Gene Ontology annotation, molecular function: ATP binding; epidermal growth factor receptor activity; epidermal growth factor binding. Gene Ontology annotation, cellular component: basal plasma membrane; signaling receptor complex. The record is from RefSeq and is a predicted model, not a curated record. Bases 227 to 3835 code for a protein of 1202 amino acids. Lineage: Eukaryota; Metazoa; Chordata; Actinopteri; Cypriniformes; Cyprinidae. Gene Ontology annotation, biological process: negative regulation of apoptotic process; cell surface receptor protein tyrosine kinase signaling pathway; positive regulation of epithelial cell proliferation. The transcript is spliced from 28 exons.
UCCCUGCCCCUGCUGCUGACGUCACGAGCCAGCUCUGUCCAGCAGAACGCGCCUCUAUCACUGCCGAGGUUCGCGAGCGCGGAGGAGGAGCUGUCAAAGUUUACAGCCAAGCCGAGAGAGUUUUCUCAAGAAGACGAGAAGGCGAGAUCUUUGAACAUUUAAAAACCCCUGAAAGAAGAGCCCCUCUAACUAUGGAGUGAAGUCUGAGAGGUUUUAAACAUAAGAAAUGGCAGGACCAACCGAGAUCGGAUUGUUUUUUACCUUACUGCUCUCAUGGAGCUUCUGCGCGACGCCGGAAAAGAAAGUGUGUCAGGGAGCGAACAACAAACUGACUCUUCUGGGAACAGUGGAUGACCAUUAUCAGAUUCUGGUAAAAAUGUACAGCAACUGCACCGUCGUUCUGGAAAACCUGGAAAUCACAUACGUGACUGAAAAACAUGACUUGUCCUUUCUCAGGAGCAUCCAAGAAGUUGGUGGCUAUGUUCUUAUUGGGAUCAACACGGCUCCUAGAAUCCCUCUUGAGAAUCUGCGCAUCAUCCGUGGCCACUCUCUUUAUAAUUUUAAAUAUGCUUUAGCUGUCCUCCUGAACUACAACGACAGCAUCGGACAAGGCGUGAACCAGUUGCCACUGACUAGCUUAACUGAAAUACUGAAGGGUGGAAUAAGAUUUUCCAGUAACAAUCAUUUAUGUAACGUGGAGACCAUCCAGUGGACUGACAUUCUGAACAUAAAGAGCCAGCCUACAAACAUAGAGCUAGAACCAAGCACAGCAGAACGUUGUAAGAAGUGUGACCGGAGCUGUUACAAUGGUUCCUGUUGGGGCCCUGGUCCCCAAAACUGCCAAAAAAUGACUAAGGUGAUCUGUGCGGAGCAAUGUUCAGGGAGGUGUAAGGGGCCCAAACCCAUUGACUGCUGUAACGAACAUUGUGCUGCUGGCUGCACUGGACCCAAACCCACCGACUGCCUGGCCUGUAAGGACUUCCAGGAUGAGAGGACAUGUAAGGACGCAUGUCCACGGCUCAUGCUCUACGACCCCAACACCCACCAGCUCGCUCCCAACCCUGAUGGGAAAUACAGUUUUGGGGCAACGUGCAUCAAGAUAUGCCCACACAACUAUGUCGUGACAGACCAUGGGGCAUGUGUAAGAACAUGCAGCCCUGGCACCUAUGAGGUGGAUGAGGGUGGAGUUCGGAAAUGUAAGAAGUGUGAUGGCCUGUGUCCAAAAGUUUGCAAUGGGCUGGGAAUGGGGCCUCUGGCCAACGUCCUGUCAAUCAAUGCCAGCAACAUUGAUUCCUUUGAGAACUGCACAAAAAUCAGCGGAGGUGUUGCGAUUCUCACCACGACAUUUAAUGGUGACCAGCAUACUAAAACUCCAGGACUGGACCCGGCCAAGCUCAACAUAUUCAAAACUGUAAAAGAAAUCACUGGCUACCUGGUGAUUCAGCAGUGGCCAAAAGACAUGCCAUCCCUCGGUGCCUUUGAAAACCUUGAGGUCAUCCGUGGACGUACAAAACAGCAAGGUGCCUUCAGCUUUGCUGUCACCCUAACUGAAAUCACACAUUUCGGCCUGCGUUCUCUGAGGGAGAUCAGUGACGGUGAUGUGGUCAUCGCUCAGAAUAAGGAUCUCUGCUACACCAGCCCUGAACACUGGAAACGCCUCUUCAAAUCUAAACAACAGAUUGCCAAAAUGUUAGGAAAUGCUGAUGCUGGCACCUGCGCAAAUCAGAACAGCACGUGUGAUGAGAUGUGCACAAAUGAUGGCUGCUGGGGUCCUGGUCCCACUAUGUGCUUCACUUGUAAGCAUUACACCCGUAAAAAACACUGUGUGGCUUCCUGCAACCUGCUGGCUGGUGAACCACGUGAAUAUGAGGUCAAUAAAACGUGUGCCGAUUGCGACCCUGAAUGUCUGCUCAUGAAUGAAACCCUGACCUGCACCGGCCCUGGACCCGACAAAUGUACAGUUUGUGCAAACUACAAAGAUGGGCCGCACUGUGUAACACGCUGCCCACAAGGCAUACCUGGAGAGAAGGACGUACUAAUUUGGAAAUAUGCUGACGCGAUGCGAGAGUGCCAGCCCUGUCAUGAGAACUGCACCCAGGGAUGUACUGGGCCUGAUCUGAAAGACUGCAAAGAUUUCAAAGGUUCGGGUUUGCCCAUGAUUGCCGCUGGUGUGGUUGGAGGUCUGCUGGCGUUUGUUAUCCUGGGUCUAGGAGUUGCUGUUUUUCUGCGCAGACGGCACAUCAAGAGGAAGAGAACUUUACGCCGACUCCUGCAAGAAAGAGAGCUAGUGGAGCCUCUGACCCCCAGCGGCGAAGCCCCCAACCAGGCCUUGCUGCGCAUCCUCAAAGAGACAGAGUUCAAGAAAAUCAAAGUGCUUGGGUCCGGAGCUUUCGGCACUGUGUAUAAGGGCUUGUGGGUUCCAGAGGGAGAGAGUGUGAAGAUCCCUGUUGCCAUUAAGGUCUUACGAGAAGCCACGUCUCCCAAAGCGAACCAGGAGAUCUUGGAUGAGGCCUAUGUGAUGGCGAGCGUUGAGCAUCCUCAUGUGUGUCGUCUGCUCGGCAUCUGCUUGACCUCCACCGUCCAACUUAUCUCUCAGUUGAUGCCCUACGGCUGUUUGCUGGACUACGUCAGAGAAAACAAGGACAACAUCGGCUCUCAACACCUGCUCAACUGGUGUGUGCAGAUUGCUAAGGGCAUGAAUUACCUGGAAGAGCGCCAUCUUGUGCACAGAGACUUGGCUGCUCGUAAUGUGUUGGUAAAGACCCCUCAACAUGUGAAGAUCACUGAUUUUGGCCUGGCCAAGCUGUUGAAUGCCGAUGAGAAGGAGUAUCACGCAGAUGGUGGAAAGGUGCCAAUAAAAUGGAUGGCGCUGGAAUCCAUCCUGCACAGGACAUACACCCACCAGAGUGACGUCUGGAGUUAUGGUGUGACAGUCUGGGAACUGAUGACAUUUGGAACAAAACCCUAUGAUGGGAUUCCUGCAAGUGAAAUUGCUGAAGUUCUAGAGAAAGGAGAAAGACUUCCUCAACCUCCUAUCUGCACCAUUGACGUGUACAUGAUAAUGGUCAAAUGUUGGAUGAUCGAUGCAGAGAGCAGACCUCGCUUUAGGGAGCUCAUCGCUGAGUUUACUAAAAUGGCACGUGACCCGCCCCGCUAUCUCGUCAUUCAGGGUGAUGAUCGGAUGCAUUUACCCAGUCCUUCUGACUCCAAGUUCUACCGCAGUCUGAUGAGUGGAGAGCUGGAUGAAGCUGUGGAUGCAGACAAGUAUUUAGUGCCCAAUCACAGCUUCUUCAGCAGCCCCAGCACCUCCCGCACACAGCUGCUCCAUUCUGUGAGUCUCAACAGCAGCAUUGGGAACUGUCAUAGCAGAAACGGGAAUGGUUUCCCUGGAAGGGAGAACAGCAUGGUUCUGCGUUACAUCCCAGAUCCGACAGAACGCUUCCACGAGGGAGACUUCCAGCCCGCUCCAGGUUGGAAUGAAUAUAUCAACCAGAAUGAAUCAUUGAUGUCCAGCAUGACCAACCCAAUAUACCAACAUCCCGGACCCCCCCGCACACUUCCGCACUCUUCAUCAGCGCUGGACGAAACUGAGGAAGAGUAUCUGAACUGCUUUAAGAGCCCCACUGCUGCCGCCCCACCUGAGUAUCUGAACACGUCCCACAUGCAGCUCCUCUCCAAACAGCCGUUCUUCAGCGUACAGGGCUUCAACCCCCAGAACAGCAUGGACAACCCAGACUACCAGCAGGACUUCUGCCCCCUGGAGCUCAAAACACACACCAACGGCCACUUGCCGGCUGCGGAAAAUGCAGAAUACAUGGGGCUGGAAGUGCACUAGCACAUUAUGGAGACAAGUAACUGUUAAAAUGAGCCACUUUACAGUAGAUAAAGAUGGAAGGACAUCUAUUUAUAGCGGAUACGCAGGCAAACAUUUUGCCGAGUUGUCAGACAGGUAUGCCUGCCGUCAAGGACAGAACGAGCUUUUCAUAACCUGGGCUACCUUUCAAAUAUGCUUGUUUUGUUCUGAGCUAGACUUGGUUGGAUCGAACAACUGUGGCUAUGAAUGACAACAGGAUAUGAAUCCCACGUCGAUGCCGGUGGAAACAUGCUGGUGUGCUGAAAUGGCAUAUCAUGAAACAAGCUUGUUGACACACAUGUAAAGACUGCUUUUAAGUAACCUGGUUUCAGUCAUGUUAAUAAUGUUUUAAAUGAGCAAACAAGUUACACCAUUGUACUGCUCAAUAAUGUCUGUAAUCAUGAAACUUUUAAAGAUAUAGUCACACCAAAGUAUUUGGACACUUAAGUCACUUUUAAAAAUCCACUGCAUCAGAUACGAAGUAUUAAAGUAAGUGGCAUCUUUCAAAACUUUUUAAAGAAGAAGAAUUUGUAUUUUUACUCAGCAAAGUUUAAAUUCAUCAAAAGUGACAGUUAAGACUAAAAAAAUUGAACUUUCAUUAAAAAAAAAAAAAAAAACAUUUUCAGCAUUAAUUAAAAUAAUGUAAAAUAAUAAUAAGAUAUGUUUCUUAAUAACCAGAUUAGCAUAUUAGAAUGAUUUAUGAAGGAUCAUGUGACACUGAAGACUGGAGUAAUGACUGCUAAAAACUUUGUCAUCACAGGAAUCAAUUAGAUUUUAAAAUACAUUCAAAUAGAUAUUUGAAAUUAUAACAAUAUUUUACUAUAUUACUGUAUUUUUCAUCAAAUAAGUGCAGCUUUGGUGAGCAUAUUACAGAUCCCAAACAUUUGAAAGGUUGUGUAUCUACUACUUCAUACUUCAAAAACCUAAUAAACAUGUGUUUGCGAUAUAUUUAUGACCAUUAAAUGCCCUUUGUUUUAAUAUUGUGUUGUAUAGGCUAAUGCAAAGCCAUUAUACAUCUUUAAUCAAGUGUCUCAAGUGUCCAAAUAUUUUCGGAAACACUAAGUAAGCUGAACUCAGAGGUUGUUUAAUUCCUCUCUGCUGUGAAUGAAAGUCAAAUUUGAGAUUUAACUGCUAUGUUUCUGCUGGAAAUGUUGGCUGUGUGGACAGGACUGUGACGAUGAUCUGUGUAUGGAUAGGUUCAGCUUCGUCCGAAGGCCAACAUAUGACUGGUACUUGUACAGAACUGUAAUAUAUGGCUGACAUUUGCAUUAUUGUAUCUAACAGAGUAUUUUAUCCAUUGUCAUAAAAACCACAUAUGGGGUGACUCAUAUAUUCCAUUUCUGUUUGUUUGUCCAUGUGUUUUCACCUUCCUGUACCUACUUGACUUUUGUAAUAGCAACUCAAUGAAUCUGACACGUAUCUCACAGACAGAACAUAUCUUGAUCUCUAUGAUGGCUAUGUUGCACAAAACAAAGUAAUGUGGUUGGAUAUCUUAAAUUUACUAUCCUUCUUGCUUUGAUCAUUCCUUUGAAAAUUUGCAUUUGCUCUCCAAAUAUGGUGACAAUGUUCUUUCUUGUCCUUUGUUAUAUAAGUAAAAUCAAUAAAGACUUGUUUUAUAAGA